CUCUUUUCUUAUCCGAUCCCUUGCCUUUGGAAUAUUUUUGUUCUGCUUAAAUCUUUUACCUAAGGAAUUAAAGUUAACCUUUGCUUCGUCCUCCUAACUUUAGCAUCCGAAUAUAAUCCACACGAUUUGAUCCUCAGAAAGCAUAUAAAGAUCAAUAGCCGCGUCUACCGAUUCAAACCACAGCCAUCGCCGGUCUCUGACCUUUGUUCUGGUUCAAUCUACAUUCCGCUCGCUAGCUGUUAGAUUCACCAACAGAAUGCCGAAGACGAGUUUUCUUGAGUUGAAGUACAACCUCUCAAAGAAGAAGUUCCUGACAAAACCGAGUCGCACGUUUUCAUUCGGGGAUGGACAAAACGAAGGCCUGACGACCACUUACCAGCCAAAUCCAGGUGAGAUGAAGAAGGUGUUCGACAAAUUCGAUUCCAACAGAGACGGGAAGAUCUCACGUGAGGAGUACAAAGCCAUGCUGAGAGCACUGGGGAAGGAGAACAUGAUCAAGGAGGUAAGCAAGAUAUUCAGGGUGGCUGAUUUGGAUGGAGACGGGUAUAUCGAUUUCAAUGAGUUUGUGGAGUUGCACAAGAAGGAAGGCGGGGUGAAGACCAUGGACAUACAACGUGCCUUCCGGGAUUUCGAUGCGGAUGGGGAUGGGAAAAUAAGCGCCGAGGAAGUGUUUAAGCUGCUUAAGAGGAUAGGGGAGAAGUGCAGCUUGGAGGAUUGUCGGAAAAUGGUUAGAGCUGUGGAUGCGAACGGGGACGGUGUGAUCGACAUGGAUGAGUUCAUCACCAUGAUGACUCGCACCAUGAAGCUUGGUUAAGCUUGUCAAUUAACCUCAACAUUCCAACACUGACCAAUCCCCUGCGCUCGACACUCAAAUACACGAGGAUCGAACCAUUUCCUCGGGCUCUUUGUUUCAGUCACCUCUAUGUCAUAUGUUUACGAUAGAUAAACCGUUUCAUGCAUGCAAAUUAAUAGGCCCUAGCUGUUUCUGCUUCAUGUUAGCUACGUUUAUGUUCCUGAAACGGGGAUCGAUCAUUGGCCAUGUAUACUAUAAAUAAGAACAUACAUUUGUCA
Rhododendron vialii is the source of this 1071-nucleotide messenger RNA. RefSeq names its product calmodulin-like protein 30. The coding region runs from base 257 to 814 and encodes 185 amino acids. Lineage: Eukaryota; Viridiplantae; Streptophyta; Magnoliopsida; Ericales; Ericaceae. Gene Ontology annotation, molecular function: calcium ion binding. The record is from RefSeq and is a predicted model, not a curated record. The transcript has a single exon.